This is a messenger RNA of Heteronotia binoei (common prickly gecko), 3551 nucleotides long. RefSeq names its product RNA binding motif protein 24 (gene RBM24). Gene Ontology annotation, cellular component: cytosol. Bases 306 to 998 code for a protein of 230 amino acids. The transcript is spliced from 4 exons. NCBI's taxonomy places the organism in Eukaryota, Metazoa, Chordata, Lepidosauria, Squamata, Gekkonidae. Gene Ontology annotation, molecular function: mRNA 3'-UTR binding. The record is from RefSeq and is a predicted model, not a curated record.
UAUUAGAAGCGGCGAGGCGAGGCGCGGGGGGCGCAGCUCGGAGCCGCUGUGAGUCCGGGCCCGCCGCUUUUCGCCUCUUUUGCGCAUCUACCUCAGCGGGUGGCCGCGGCGUCGGGGAAGGCGAGAGCGGCGCUGCAGGAGCCCCAGGGCUGCGCCGCGCCACGAGCUCUUCUUCGCGCGCCGGGGAGAAGAGAAAGUGGGGCGGAGGAGCGCCCGAGGUUAGACGCUCGCCCGGCCGCCGUCGAGUGGGGUUUGAUCCGUGCGCGGGGGCUCGUCGCGGCCACGGAGAGGCGCCCCUCGGGAAGAUGCACACGACCCAGAAGGAUACCACCUACACCAAGAUCUUCGUCGGGGGGCUGCCCUACCACACCACGGACUCCAGCCUGCGCAAGUACUUCGAGGUCUUCGGCGAGAUCGAGGAAGCCGUCGUCAUCACCGACAGGCAGACGGGCAAAUCCAGGGGAUACGGAUUUGUGACCAUGGCCGACCGAGCCGCUGCUGAAAGGGCCUGCAAGGAUCCUAAUCCAAUCAUUGAUGGCAGAAAAGCUAAUGUGAACCUAGCAUACCUAGGAGCAAAACCAAGAAUAAUGCAGCCAGGUUUUGCUUUUGGUGUUCAACAGCUCCAUCCAGCAUUAAUACAGAGGCCUUUUGGGAUCCCUGCCCACUAUGUCUACCCCCAGGCUUUUGUGCAGCCAGGAGUAGUAAUUCCACAUGUCCAACCCACCGCGGCAGCUGCCUCCACUACACCUUACCUUGACUACACCGGAGCUGCGUAUGCUCAGUACUCAGCCGCUGCCGCAGCAGCAGCGGCGGCGGCAGCCUAUGACCAGUAUCCUUAUGCAGCAUCCCCAGCUGCCACGGGUUAUGUCACUGCCGGGGGCUAUGGCUACGCGGUCCAGCAACCAAUCACUGCUGCAGCACCUGGGACAGCUGCAGCCGCAGCAGCCGCCUUUGGCCAAUACCAGCCUCAACAGCUGCAAACAGAUCGUAUGCAAUAACAGAUAGACUUGUGACGGAAGUUUUCUCUCUUUUUGAAAAUUCUUCUCAUAUGUAACUUCCAGCCUUCCAAAAGAAACAGUUUUGAAAGAAGCAAUUUAACCUUAACUAAUCCAGCUUUAAGGAAAGUUACAAUGCAGUACAGUAUUACACACACAAAAGCAAUGAAUUCCACUGUCUCUGUACACUAUGCAUCCACAGUGUAGGUAGUAUUGUAUGGUGGAUAUUGUAAUAAUUUCAGAUCAGGAGCACCAUCCUAUCAUGAAAAGAUGGCCGAAGUUAACAACAGAAACUCAUUUUAAAAAGAGAAAGGAAAAAAAUACAGUAAAAGAUUUUUUUUUUUUUAAAUAUCAGGGGGGGAUAUCCAGGUGAGCAAUAUGUAGCUGGUUAUCAAGUUGAAGAUGACUCUUAUUUAAACGUCGAUAGCACUGAUUGUCAUCACAGCUUUUUCACUAUGGCCUACAGAAUAAGUUUGAAUAAGUUCUUUGAAUAAGAACUUUGAAUAAGUUCUGCAAACUUCCUCCCCCCCCCCCCCUUACAAUCUCAUAAUGGGCAUCGAACAAACUAAGGAACGUGGCCUUUUUGGGAAUAAAGGGUGGUGGACAGGCACCAAAGUUGUUUUCUCAUCUGUCCUCUGUAUGAAUGGGACUAUGGAGCAAGUGGUGUGGAAUUAAUGGGUGCAACAGCUGUACAGACAAUCAGUAACGCAGACUGUUCUGGAAAAGAACACAUCACUCGUGCUCGUUUGAUGAGCUUGUCACAUUCUAAUCCCCUCUCCCCCAUCCUGUUUCACUUUUAGGAAACUUUGACUGCUAGUGUCAGCUAUUCUGAUUCUGAAAUAGGAUCAGCUCUUUACUACAACAGCCUCCUCUUUUUUUAUUUAUUGUAUCUAUUCAUGGCUUGAGAAUAAAAGCAGGAAGAAAUUUGCUGAUUUAAAACCUUUUAAGAACUGUGUUAAGGGAUUUUUGGGGGGGGGGAUGAUUUAUAUGCAAUUUAAUGCCUAUUUAAAGUAUUUAUUAGCAAAACGUUAAGGUUUUUUUUUUUCAUGAGACAACUUGUUGAGAAUGCAGUUCUUCGAGGAUUAAUGUUAUUGUGCCUUAAUUGUGAUGCUAUUUAAAAUAUAAAUAUAUUUAUUUUGAAAGUUCUACAAUGCUGCACUCUCGGGAAAACAACUUUAGAUGUGAAACUGUAAAAUUAUGUAUUCAUCUCAUGGCAUAAAUUAUUUAGUAGGUUUAGCUGUAGUAUAUAAAAUAUUAACCUAAUUGACUGAAGAUGCUGAUGUUAAGUUUUAUUUAAAUUUCAAGCGAGUACACCUUUUGCAAGGGUACUUUUAACACUUCUUUUUUUAAAAGGUUUUGAUCUUUAAAAUGGCUGAUUUCGUGCUUCUCCCUCCCUCUUUCACCUUGCUCCCUAAACCCAUGUACUUGGAAGAAAGCGCUAUUCAUUUCAGUGCAAUUGAUUUCCACGUAAGUGGGUACUAGUUACGGAUUGGGGCACUUGCUCACACUUGCUCAGGAGAAAAGCCUUACUAAUCCAUUCCUGGUAUGGGAUGAAGGCUGCUUCCUCGUAGUCUGGUGAUAGGCUUCUUCUUCACUAAUCACAUUUGCAAAAAGGAGCCACCGUAGUUAGACGAAGAGUGUAACCAGGUGAUUUCUCCAGUUCAUGUGGUUCCUGUUUACAGACCUUACUCAGCAGCAUGAGACUAGACUACACAGAACAGCCUAGGCUAUUGCAGUUAACACGGCGUUGAGCCCAAGUCCUACUGAUCUUGCUCGGACUUAGUCCCAAAUAGAUAAGAGGAAGACUGGUUCUUAAAAAUGCAUUAUAUGGAAAUGGGCUUCAUGUUUUAAUCCAUGUAAUGCGUUUAGGGAAGAGAUAUCAGUGUUUUCUUUUUCAGAUCACACAUGGGUAGCUUUUGCUUCCAUCUCUCUGUCUGUAUCGACUAUUAUUCCUUUGCUAGGAAUUCCGCUGCUUUUACAUUGUCCUGUGAAACUACAUUAACUUACAGGGUUGUUUUUUUCUUGAGCAAAAAUGGAAUUUGAUAUUUUACACUGUAUUGGAAUCUUUUUUUAUACUUGAACAAUUUCAUACAAGGGAAAACAGGAUAGCAUUUUUAAGGACUUGAUCCAAUGUCACUGGAUUUAUUUUGGAGUAUUUUGGAUACUAGCCAGUGUUAUGUAAGGUAGAUAACAUGACUUUCACAUGCAUGUUAUUUAUUAUGUAUAUUGCCUUAAAAUGUUUCAGGUCUUCUAAUCUAUACACUUGUAUUAAAAAAUCUAUUUAAAAUGUUGAAUCUAGUCUAUUUACAGCUGUGCCAGAAACAGACUCUUACCAUAUUAGGAUAUGAAGACAAAUGGAACAUACAUUUCAUACAGAUUAAAUUGGGCAGUGUUAUCUGUGUUCUGUUUUAAGGUUCAAAUGAGUACUUGAUUGAUUUAGUGCUCUUGUGCCCUGCCUUUCUACCCAUAUUGGCACUCAAGGUGGCUUAUAAGACUUUAAAAAUAAAAACAAAACUAAAAUAAAGAGAAGAUAAUUGUGGCUGCAAUGAGUGUAAA